AUGCCAUCCACCUCUGCGAGACAACCUCUCACCCAAAAAGAGAUCAUCAAUCAGGAAUAUGAAAAGGAAAUUUUCAGUGAAAAGAGUUUACAAAUGAAGCAAUAUUUGGUGUUUGACUCAUCUUUGGAUCCACCAGCAAUGUUUUCACAAUAUUUUGGAAUUAUAAAACCUAAAGGAGUGAGAUAUUGGAAGGACUUCUUUAAUGAAAAGUUGCCAGAAAAGCCACGAUUUUACAUUGACACUAAGGACAGAGCAUGUUUACUCGUUUCUAUUGAGCAUGAUAGCGUGACAGAAGUUAUUGAUUUUAUGCUUUCUAUUAUUAACAACGGCUCAAAUCAUGAUUACAAAUUCGAAAAGUACAUCACACAAGGUAACGCAGCCAGCCGAUCCUUGGGAAUCAAGAUUCGGGAUCAAGUUUUCGUAUUAAGGGUCAUAAAGCCAGCUGAUUUGCAAUAA
Messenger RNA from Naegleria fowleri, 456 nucleotides. RefSeq lists its product as uncharacterized. Bases 1 to 456 code for a protein of 151 amino acids. The transcript has 2 exons. The record is from RefSeq and is a predicted model, not a curated record. Lineage: Eukaryota; Heterolobosea; Eutetramitea; Acrasida; Naegleriidae.